Molecule: messenger RNA, 2781 nt
Organism: Sebastes umbrosus (honeycomb rockfish)
Lineage: Eukaryota; Metazoa; Chordata; Actinopteri; Perciformes; Sebastidae
Gene: zc2hc1a
Product: zinc finger, C2HC-type containing 1A
Exons: 10
Coding region: 93-1052 (319 amino acids)
Source: RefSeq, a predicted model, not a curated record
GGAAGUGGUAAGGGGUGAUUCCUCUCACUCCCACUAGCUCCUUCUCGCCCUACUGUAACAACAGCAGCAUCAAGACAAGAGAUAACCUAAAGAUGGAAGAAUUUGAAGAUGGUGAAGCUCCUCCUGCUGGGGAACUGACUCAAUGCAACACCUGUAAAAGAUGUUUCUUCCCUAAAGUCCUGGAGAAGCAUGCUAAAAUCUGCCAAAAGUCAGCAGCCAAAAAGAGGAGGGUUUUUGACUCCAGUCGACAGAGAGCUGAGGGUACAGACCUCCCCACACUCAAACCCCUCAAACCAAAGGCACUUUCAAUUGUAUUUCAGUCACAAAGUUCAACUUCAGCUGUGAAACCGGAACCCCCUAAGAAGCAAUCCAACUGGCGCAAGAAACAUGAGGAUUUCAUCGCUACCAUCCGGGCUGCCAAGAACAUCACUCAGGUCUUGAAGGAAGGGGGACCACUACCCCCACCACCUCCUCCUACUUAUGACCCAGACUAUGUCCAGUGCCCUUUCUGUCAGCGGAGGUUCAACGAGAGUGCAGCUGACAGACACAUCAAGUUCUGCCAGGAGAAGUCCGCCCGUAUGCCCAAGGGCAAGUUAGGAGAAGUCAAGAAGCCCGCUGCCCGCACACCGGUCAAGCCUCCUGCCUCCGUAAAGAAGGUCAACUCUCCUACCGUGUCUACCAUCCCUUCAGCCUCCUCUCGUUUACCCCAGAGAUCAGGCCUCGGACAGCCCACCGGGAUCCCUUCUAGUAAGGUCUCUUCUGCAGGUCCAGUACGAACUAAUCCAUCCGGCCUUACAAGCCCUCCAUCAGGUGUGGGAAGUAAGCCCCGAGCAGUGGGCUCUGGCUAUGGCUCUGUGAGGAACCCUCAGUCUGGAAUAGCGCUGAACAAGAAGAAAGCAGACACCUACAUAUCUAGGAAUGAUGUCGACGGCGAUGACGGGGUUGGCAACGGCGGGAUGAAGAGCAAGUUCUGUCAUGACUGUGGGACCAAGUACCCCGUCGAAGCCGCCAAAUUCUGCUGCGAGUGCGGUGUCAGGAGGAUGUGUGUCUGAUGGAGGUUAGAGGAAGGAGAAACUAGAAGUACUGUAUGGGGGAUGCACCGGGGAAUCAAACUAGCAUCAGAGGGUUUCACCAAAGCUAAUCCGUCUGCAUUUUCACGCUUGUGGGUCUAAUUUCACGGCAGUAAAUAUGUGUAACCGUCGGCAGGCAACCCUAUGAUGCCGUGUUUUCUCUUUCUAGUUGCUGUUUAGUCUUCUUGGGAUUUGCUGGUUCUUUCCACUAUUAUCACAUUCUUCAAUGCUUCCUGCUGAAUAGUAUACGAUUUUCUGAUUAGUACACAUUCUGCCCAUUUUCAUUAUACAAAUAUAAUAAUCAUAGUCUACAACAAAUUAAACAUUUAGUCACUUAUUACUCUGACUGGCGGCUGAUGGAUUUCACUGGAAACCUGCUCUGGUAUAAAGUUAUGUUACACUGUGUUAAGGUUCAUGAUAUCAGUAGUUGAUACGGCUGACACGUGAACAACCCACGCCGCAGCUCUUUAACCUCCUCUUUACUGCUGUUACUGUCGCGGCUGUUUGCACCAGCUCACACACAGGAACAGUAUUGCCGUGAAACUAGAGGCCAUAGAUAGAUUAAGAAUUUGGAAUAAGAGAAAAAAAAUCCAGUUAAAAGAAUUUUGUUCAUGAGACUCUAAGUCUGUAUUAUUACAAAAAUAUCAUUUUAUUGUUGCUGGACAAUAAUUGAGAGUUUAGCACCCUAUAGAGCGGAGUCAAUAUCAGCAAUUUGAAGCUAUUGGUGCAUCCUUAGAAGAGAGUAGAGAAGAGAUGAGUAAGAGAGUAGAUAAAAAGCGAAGAGGUGGGUUGUAAAAUAUGAAUGAGGAGGUAAAGGACAAGUGUUGGGUGACUCAUCAAAAGGUGGGUGUGAUCGCCCCUAUAUCUCAAUCCCCAGUCAACCGUGAUCUGAAAUGCAUUCCUUAAUCCCAUUUGCCCCCGCUUCCUCGCAAACCGUUCCUAUUGAAGUGCAAUAUGAUUGACUACUGAAGAAAACAAUGUGGUUUUCUAAAGGAAAUGUGUUGUAAUUUUGGAAAAGACAAGGGACCAGUCCAAAAAACCCCCCCGAAAAAGUUCCCUUUAAGGUCACUUUACAGGCAAAGUUUGUUUCCAGCUAUCGCAAUGUUACCAUCCUACGCCUGAUGUUUCUAGACACAUGUAGCAUUUUAAUCACACCCCUUUUAUCCCAACUGAUUUUAUACAAUGUAAUUAUUUAUUUUCUUAUUCCCUUUGCUUUUACUGAAUGAACAAUGUCUGCAUCUCUUUUGUUAAGAAUUAAAAAUGUUUUUUCUUUGGAUUUGUUAAUGCACCUGGAUGUGUUGCAGUUUCCUUGACGGUGUUUCUAUCGAGUCAGUAUUCAAUGCAUUAAGAUAUUUAGAGUACAGUAACACCGCAGUCAUUUGAAAUGCUCUGUAAGGGUAUGGUUGAUCCCGCUGCUUCAUAUAACAGACACUAUUUAUGACCCCGCAUUUACAGGUGGGACACUAAAAGAGGGAACGGCCUCUACUUGAGGAGCAUUAUUAACGUUCAUUAAACGUCCCACGCUUUUAACAGUGUACGGUAAUCUAAAAAGUCCUUUGAUAAUCAAUAAACCAACCAUAUUAACAUGACAGGAAAUGUUUGAUAAGACUGGACAGGUGUGUUUCCCUGUACUGAUACGACAGCUGUUAGUCCGGAUACGGUUGUGCACUUGAUGGCAUGUAUAUCCACCAUCAAUAAAUUUCUAUGAGGA